This is a messenger RNA of Chaetomium globosum CBS 148.51, 567 nucleotides long. RefSeq lists its product as uncharacterized. NCBI's taxonomy places the organism in Eukaryota, Fungi, Ascomycota, Sordariomycetes, Sordariales, Chaetomiaceae. Bases 1 to 567 code for a protein of 188 amino acids. The transcript has 2 exons. The record is from RefSeq and is a predicted model, not a curated record.
AUGGACUUGGCUGGCACAAUAGGCCUAGAAACGGCUCAGACGGAACCACGGGCCACUCAGCCACGCUACGCCAUCGAAACGGAGCCCUUCGGAGAAGACGAGGUUGAGCAAUACCUGGCGGAGCUUCUGGGCGCAUACCGAGCAUGCUACCCCGAGGCGAACGAAGAAGGGGUGCCACGAUCCGGCGACCCCGACCAGGCGCAGAACAUCCGACACACCCUCAGGACUCUCUUUGGCCACCACUUGGAGUUGGUUGAUGACGACCAGUUCCUGCUGCAAGAGGAGGAGGAAGACGUAUUGGAUGCCUUCAUGACACUGAUCCGUGACAAGCGGGUCCUGUUAGGCCACCAGGGAGAAGCCUUUGCGAGCUUGUCCGACUGUCUUCAACAUCUCGAGAACCUGUCGCAUUCGACAUUUGUCAAACGGAUACUCUUGUCCGUGAGAACUUCCCAAGGGUCGCUUCUCGCGGCGCACUUGCCCGCCCGGAAGUUCGGCGGUAUCAUUCGAUGGAAGUUGGACGAGAUCUAUGGGAUCUUCUGCGAAAUCGCACAGCUCGAUAUCGCCUAG